Messenger RNA from Varanus komodoensis (Komodo dragon), 6063 nucleotides. RefSeq names its product LON peptidase N-terminal domain and ring finger 2 (gene LONRF2). The record is from RefSeq and is a predicted model, not a curated record. Lineage: Eukaryota; Metazoa; Chordata; Lepidosauria; Squamata; Varanidae. Bases 212 to 2578 code for a protein of 788 amino acids. Gene Ontology annotation, molecular function: protein binding. The transcript is spliced from 12 exons.
CGAGACAGGACUGGCCGCACAGAAGCCCGUCUCGGGACGAGGAAUGCGCUCUGGCGACGAGCAGGCUAGGUAUGGGGGCGAUGUGAGGCUGCUGGAGUAGCUCCACUGUCCUCCUCCUCCUGCCCGCGGAGAGACUGAGCUCGACGAUGGAGCAAUAACAGCGGCAGUGCCCACCGCCACCACACCCACCUAAGCCCGUCUCCCAGCGAAAAUGGAGCUGGGGCCAGCCACCGGGCAACAGGCACAACAGCGCUCCCACCCCCAGGCCUCGUCGGGCGGCGGCGGCGGUGGCGGCGGCGGGGGUCCCUGCCCAGAGAUGUUGCAAGUGGCCGAGGAGGCUUUCCGCGGCGGGCAGUUCGCACUGGCGGCGGAGAUCCUGGGCUCGCAGCUGGCCGAGCUGCCGCAGCCCGAGCGGGGCCUUUGCCUUCGCCAAGGGGACGCGCUGGCCCGCGCGGGGCGCAUGGCCGAGGCUUUGGAUUCGUACAGCGCCGCCGCCAGGCUAGCCCGGCUGCGGCCUGAGGAGCUGCGCGAGCUGGCCGAGAGCUUCGCCCUCAUUAUCCGCGACAAAGAGCUGCGGCUGCCUCCACGGCAGGGGCCUGGCGACACUGGAGGCGGCGGCGGCGGCUGCCUGGAGGGAGCUGACCCACUGGGGGACCCCACCUGCUGCCGCCCGCCAGAGCCGCUGGGCUGCCCUUUGUGCCUGCGCCUGCUCUACGAGCCAGUGACUCUGCACUGCGGGCACACCCACUGCAAGCGCUGCGCCCAGAGCGGCGGCGGGGAGUGUGUCCGCUGCGCGUCCCGGCGCCCUGCCUCUACCUCCGUCCCGAGCCCGGCGGCACAGCCCCCUGCCUGCCUCCGCGUCAACGUGGUGCUGGGCAGCCUGCUGGAGAAAUGGUUCCCGGCCGAGAGCAGAGCACGCCGGCUGUGCGUCGAAGGGGACGCCCUGUGGGAGAGGCAGGAGCUGGCGGCCGCCCUGGAGAAGUACCAUCAGGCCCUCGAACUCGCUUCCUGUAAAUGUUUGCUAAUAGCACAGCGGGCAGAACUUUGUACAGCUAUGAAGAAUCAUCAGCAAGCCCUUUAUGAUGCAGAAGUGCUGUGCCGAAAUAAACCCCAUUGGCCUAAGGGUCAUUAUGUGAAAGCACAAGCUCUUUCUGGAUUAGGAAGGAUUGAAGAAGCAUUGAAGGAGUUUCUUUAUUGUGUUGCCUUAAAUCCGGAAUGGAGCUCAAUGAAGAUGGAAGCCCAAAAGAUAAUGUGUGAGAUGUUUUUCCCAGCAUUUGAAAAUGUGCAUGAUAGUCUAACAACACCUUUUUGUAAUCGGACUUCUUACACAAGAUUGAAACCUGCAUUUUUAAGUAGUAUAAAUACACAGGUUUCUGGAGAAGAUGGGUCAGCUGCAGAGAACUCAAAGGAGACCAUCAUGAGGUUAACAAAAAAUCCAUCCCAAGAGACUGAUGUAUCUCAUCAUAUAAUGGAUUCCUAUUUUGAAGAUAACAAAAAAACUUUGGGAAUAGUCCUCUCCAGUCUACCCACUGCAAGCUUGAAAAGGAAGUUUUCCAAUGAUGUUGGAGAUUUACAAAGCUUGGAAAUCCCUAGCAAAAUUCCUAGAAAAGAAGGUGAAACUACUUGUGAAAAAUCUGCCUCCCUUCCCUUAAGAACCAUACCUGCAAACCUCGUGGAUGCAUCUGACUUUGAGUGUUCCCUCUGCAUGAGGUUAUUUUAUGAGCCUGUUGCUACUCCUUGUGGACAUACAUUCUGCCUCAAAUGCCUUGAACGCUGUCUGGACCAUAAUCCACACUGUCCACUUUGUAAGGAAAAGCUCUCUGAAUUUUUAGCAAGCCGAACUUAUAAGAAAACCGUCCUUACUGAAGAAUUAAUAGUUCGGUACUUGCCAGAAGAAUUGUCUGAAAGGAAGAAAGUUUAUGAAGAAGAAAUGAAGGAAUUAUCAAAUUUGAAUCAAGAUGUUCCCAUCUUUGUAUGUACCAUGGCUUUCCCUACCAUCCCUUGCCCUCUUCAUGUCUUUGAACCCCGCUAUCGUUUAAUGAUAAGAAGAUGCAUGGAAACUGGUACUAAACAAUUUGGCAUGUGCUUAGCUGAUGAACUGAAAGGGUUUGCUGACUAUGGCUGCAUGCUAGAAGUCAGGGAUGUGAAGUUUUUCCCCGAUGGCCGCUCAGUUGUUGAUACAGUUGGUGUUCGGCGUUUCAGGGUCUUGAGCCAUGGUCAACGGGAUGGAUAUAAUACAGCAAACAUUGAAUAUUUAGAAGAUAAAAAGGUUGAAGGGGCAGAGUAUGAAGAACUUGUCCGCCUUCAUGAUUCAGUCUAUGAUCAAGCUGUUGCCUGGUUUACUUCUCUUAAAGACAAUAUGAAAGCGCAAAUUCUAAACCACUUUGGGCCAAUGCCCGGGAAAGAACAUGAGCCACAGAGUAAUCCCAGCGGUCCAGCUUGGUAUUGGUGGUUAUUGGCAGUAUUGCCGCUGGAGAACAGGGCGCAAUUGGCCAUUCUUGCCAUGACUUCACUCAAAGAUCGACUUAUUGCUAUACGGCGUGUAUUAAUAUUUGUGACACGCAAAAGACCCAGAUGACACAACCUUAUUUGUGAACAGAUGCCGAAGACAACUGGUUGCAAAUGCUCAUAAGAAUGAAGUUGGAGACUAAACAAUUCUUCCCUUUUAAUGACACUGAUCUCAUCUAAGCAUUCAUCAUUCUUUGCACACACUUUACCCAGUAGUUAACCAACUAUUCUGUGCCUAUUGUCCUGGAGAAAUCUGAGCCUCUUGGAAGUUUGCUACAAUUGCAACAUAGCUGCUAGUAGUUGCAGGAAGCAAUGUGGAAUUAUUGCUUGCAAACAACUUUCUGUUUAUCAGGAGGAGACAGUAGCCCUUAAAAAUCCCCAAUGCCCCAACUGAGGUGUUUACUUUUAUUGUAGCAAGGAAACAGAACUUGGAGAGGUGGCUUAGAAACUGAGAAUAUGAAUUAUUGGAAUAUUCUUUAGAAGUAGUUGUUUGAAGGAAAAUUUAUUCUCUAAAAGAAGAAUCCACAAAAGACCACAGGUACUGAUGGAUGGGACAAUCUUUUAACUGCAGCAUGUUGACAAAAAUACUAAUCUGUGAAGCAAAAUGGGUUUUCCUGGACAAAAAGUUUCCCUUUUGUGUCCAAAAGAAUAGCUGGUGAACAGCACUGUGGCUGAUAAGAAAUCAGUUUCUUGUGUUUGUAAUUUGCAUGUUGUGUGUAAUGGGAAGAAUAUUUCAAAAUAUAUCUAGGAAAAUAGGGUGUGUCUCUCCUCCCCUACAAAAAAUCAGAAUAACCUCAGACAACUUGCAUUACUAUGGGAAAAGUUACCUAUGGACAGCCCGAUCUUUUGUGGUUGUAUCCUAGAGCUGUGUGCACAUAAGGAUCCAAUACCCUCCCAUGGCAGAUGGUAUUGUGUGUACAUAGUAGCUUUUCUUUGCCAUUGGGACACUUGAGCAUGUUGACCUGUGUUGCAAAACUCUGGUUCAUUUCAAGCUAUUCUGUGGUUAGAUUACUAAAGGCUGUUGUGAUACAGAAUUGCCACUUCAAAAUAUCUUUCAUGUUAAUUCUGAAAAACAAGGUAAGAUACAGUUUUCACCUCUGCUCACAACUGCCAUGCCAGCCUAACCUGUUAUACUGGAACAAUGUUUGUUAGCACAUUUUUAAAACCAAAACUUUAAUAUUCCUCGUUAUGUACCGACCACUGUCUGUGCUUGGAGUCUUUGUCCUUGGUGACAAACAUGAGAGGAGGCACAAAUUGAACCCUGUAAAGGCAAAUUUCAAUGCAAGCUUAAACCAGGUGUUAACUUUCAAUUUGUUGUUGGUUUUGUAAAUAUAUCUGUAUUUUUAUGUCUUAGUACCUGUUGUUAAUUUUUAAAAUAUGAUCAGCCUAUUGGAAACUUUGACAGUAAGCAUGAAAUAGCAAAACAGUGUUGCUAAUACAAACUGCUGAGAUCUCCAGACAUGUAGAAAUAAUUAUCCUAUUGGGGUGGGCGGGGGGAAUGACACUAGUUCAGAUCUCAGAAAGUUGCACAAACAGAAGGAAACUGAAAGAUGCUGGUUCAUGUGCAAAUAAUCUGGCAAAAUGAAAGUAGUGGCAAUACCAAAAUACUUCAAAAGUGCCUCCUUUUUAAAUUAGAAAAAGUGUGCCCUCUUUAGACACAGGUGUAAACACUUGCACAUGAAUUAAGGAAGAAAUGUCAUCUAAAAAAGAUUGACUUUACUAUUUAGUAGUAGUAAUUGUGGCCUGAGUGGUGUUAGAUGAUUGUCUGAACUACUUGUCAGAAGUUGCCAGCAGUCGUUUCCUAGGAACUGAUCAACACACCCUGAAUGUACUGUAGUUGCCUCAACCUUGAAUUCACCUUUUGUAGUUAAGUAAUGACCCAUGACUACUCUUUUAAUUGUAAACUGCAUAACUUGUAACAGGUGAACUAAUGAUUUCUUUCAUAGCCUUCCUGCAGUCCCUCUACCAGAGUUGGUAGAUAAUAUGUUUUUUCUUCAAGUAUUUUCCGAAAGAUGGCAUAAAUGCCAGAGAGAGGGAAGCCUUUGGAAUAUCUUGUUCCCUGGGUGCUAUCAUCCUUUUCCCAACACAGCCGUCUUCCUGUUAACUCACUGUACUUUAACAGCUUCCAAGGUUAUCUAGUAAGAGAUUCUUCAAAAUGCACCCUCAUUAAUUUUGGCAGGGAACUUGGACCACCUUCAUCCUUUCUCACAGUACCCUUGUCUGUGCUUGCUUGGUAUUCCUCUUGCAGAUUUUGAGUGUACCUAAUGUUUUCUCGGUCUUUGUCUUUUUCUGUGUGUUUUUUCCUCUUAAUAGCUAAAAUAACAUAGCUAUUAAGCAUAAAUAAGAAACGAUUUUGUCCCACUAAAUGUUUCAGCACUGUUCGUUGUUAGAGUCUGUUCUCUGUAGUGGGUGGGCAACUUGUGGCUGUCCAAACGUUUGGGCCUGGAAAUAAUUCCUGUUUGCCAUAGUCAGCAUAGCCAGCAGUGAGCAGUUACCCACCCCUGCUCUACAGUAUCUCUGAGAUUCAUAUCUGAUGACCUGUUUUCAGUUUUCAAAGGAGGACUUCUCUUAGUCUAGCCCUUAUGCUUUAAAGGUCAGGUUUUCUGCUCUUUUAACAUGCCUAGUCUAACAAGUGAGCAGGUACAUUAAAGUAUAUGACAAAAGCCAGAAUUUUCAAACCUCUUUCUCUUAUGCAGAUUGCUUUUGUGAUACUGAGAAUGGGGGAUUAGGAUGUACUUCGAAAAGCUUUGCAGAAAAAUGGUUCAAUACCUCUUUUUUGAGUCUAACAGGGAGAAGGCAUCUCAGCUUCUUCCAUCAAAAAACAUGCAAAAGCUGUCGGCCUAGUGUAUAAGGUCUCCAAAUAAUAAAUAGAUUUUGCAGGUGAAGUUCAAUCACUUCAGUUUUACAAACAAUGCCAGUUUGCUACUGUGGCCUUUUAUCUACUGCUUUUAAACAUCCUUCUUUUCAGUCACUGAGACUGCUUUGUGACUCUAGUGAGCUGAUAAUCAGCAGAUUUCUGUUCCUACGGCUUGUGCUGCAAUUAAUUUUCAAAUAAAAUAAAUGGCAAAGGUAUUCAGAAAGCUGUAUGCGUUAGUCAUACAGUGCCUCGCUAACUUGAAGGCCUCAUGUUUGGUAGCGCCUUAAUUUUGCAGCUCUGGAAUGAUUGUAUCAACAAAGUACUGCAAAAACCAGAUCUGGAGCGUAUGACCAGUUAUGUUUUGUUUUUUAAGUGUAUUUUAUGUAGAUAAAACUUGAAACAAAAUCCUUACAUUUUAAAACAAGUUGAAAAGUGUGUGGGGGGGGGUGUGCCCACAUGCGUGGGUGUAUGUAUAUAUAUGUAUAAAUAUAAAUUAUUAACCUGCACCUUUUUGUACUUAGUAAAACAAAAGACAGGUAUGUGUUACAACCAUGUUUGGCACUUCUUGUUGCAUAAAUAAAGCCAAACCUUUUUUUUAAAGAAAAUAUUGCUGCAAUGUUCAUUUCAUGUAUAGUUGGAAUUUUCAUGGGGAAAUGUAUAUGUGAUGUUUGGAAUAAAUAAAUUCAGUUUACAAGUGA